Messenger RNA from Bolinopsis microptera, 3837 nucleotides. Its product is annotated as E3 ubiquitin-protein ligase ZNF598-like. The record is from RefSeq and is a predicted model, not a curated record. Bases 211 to 3732 code for a protein of 1173 amino acids. Gene Ontology annotation, biological process: protein ubiquitination; rescue of stalled cytosolic ribosome. The transcript is spliced from 13 exons. NCBI's taxonomy places the organism in Eukaryota, Metazoa, Ctenophora, Tentaculata, Lobata, Bolinopsidae. Gene Ontology annotation, molecular function: ubiquitin protein ligase activity; ribosome binding.
AGGCAAAAGCCUGUUGCAGGUGCGUUGAAAAUUCUGUUGGGGGCGCCUAAAGCGUCUCCUUUUUGGCACCCUCUCCUCCUCUUAAAGAAGAAUUGUCCUACAUUCAAACGACGGGGUAAGCAAGCCCUUCGUUACGCCACUGAUUUAGCUGCUUCUCUCCCCUCCUCUAGUCUCUCCCUCUCAGCUUUACCUGAUAAUAUUUGCGACAUCAUGGACUCGUCAACAGACUGGACAUGCCUUAUUUGUUGUGAGCUGUCUGGGUUCAAAGUUUUGGGCAAAUGCAACCACGCAAUCUGCUUAUCUUGUGUUGUAAAACAGAGAGACAUUUGUGAACAGAAGUACUGUCCAGUUUGUAGAGAGGAUCUUGAGAAGGUUAUUGGAGUCUACCAACAGACUCAAGGCACCUAUGAAGAUCUGGAAAAGGUCUGCAGGAUUUCAGGUUCAAAACCUGGGUACAAGUUCCAAGAUAAUAAAGUGCUCCAUGCUUUCAGGGAGUUGUUUGCUAUGAGGUGUAAAGUUUGUAAACGUGACUGCAGGACGGUUCAAGCCCUCGAGGAGCAUCUAAAACGGGAACACAACAGAUUCUUUUGCCAGAUAUGUAAAGAAAACCUGAAAGUGUUCACAAAAGAUCUCAACGUUUACUCUAAAGAAACUCUACGAAAACAUCGCGUCAAAGGGGACGAUGCUGACGCUUCUAUGAAAGGUCACCCUAUAUGUGAGUUUUGUCAAGACCGGUUCCUCGAUAACGAGAUAUUACACGUACAUCUCCGCAAGAACCACUUCUGGUGUCACCUCUGUGAUGGACAAGCUUUCUACUGCGCUUAUGUUGAUCUCAGACUGCAUUUCCAACAAAAUCAUUAUCUUUGUGAUCGGGGUGAGUGCGCUAACGAACAACUGACAAAUGUCUUUAGAUCAACAAUAGACCUACAAGCGCACGUGACCAGCAGACACGUUAACGAACUGGGAAAGGCUCAGCACAAACAAAUGAGACAGAUUCAGCCUAAUUUCACGACUAGCAGGUCAGCUGGUAGGACACGUGGUAUGUACGGAAGACCGCAGAAUGAUAGACCCUCCAGUAGCAGGAUGAACAAUCUAGAUAUAACAGAUCUGGGAAACUGGGAUGAAACAAACUAUUCAAACCGUGGUAACCGUCCUCUCAGAGCUAAACCUAACCUUGGAAACAGGGCAAGGGUUAGAAAUCCUCCGCCUGAAAGAGAUCGGCCUCCCGAGAGGCAACCCUCACCUGAUAGGCGACCUUUAUUAGAGAGUAGGACAAACUCAGCUUCCCGAGACUCCGUCCACUCAGCUGGUGAGUCUCACUCUGGUGGUGAGAGUGGGAGACAGACAAAAAGUAAGAAUAGUGGCCGGUCUGAGUCACCUGUUGUUUCUUACAGACGUGAUAAUAACGGCGGGAAUCAGAAGAGACCGUCUGAAAGGAGGAAGGAGGUCAGUAGAGAACCUGACAGUGAGGUGAGAAGUGGUCCUCCAUCUGUACCAGACAACGUUCCUGCUCCAACGGCCCCUCCGAGUUCUAAAUUUAACUUUAGUGCAGCAAGUACAGCGCCUGCACCGCCUGCGCCACCUGCACCUCUACCAGUACAUUCUACAGAACCAGACGUUGGACACCCUCCUGGUGAUGUUGACAUCCCUAUUGGGGAUGAUGAAGACUUCAGAAGUCGACGAGGUGGUAAGAAAGCCUACUCUGGUAAGAAAGCGUUCCCUCCUCUAACCAAGGGCGUUAAAGCAACGGACCCUGCUAAGAACACUACGUGGGCCAAGGGAGCUCCUACCUUCAAACAGCAACCCAAAUCUAAACAGAGUAGGAAGCAGCAGAAAAUACAGCACGCUGAAAACUUUGAUGAUGAAUUAGACUUUCAGUGGAUAGGAAAAACCCAACCAUCAAACCAUGUCAAAAACAAACAAAAAAGUAAGAAGAAACCAACUGAAUUCGAACCCAAACAAGCGAAAGCCUCGAAGAGUAAUCCCACUGAAUCUACCAUAAAGGCUGCUGAAAUGGCUCUGGGUAAAGGUGGACUAAUGGAUGAGUUGUCGGAAAUCGCAGAGCAGUUGUCUUCUACGAAUAUGGACCAACCUCCCGCUCCAGAAGAUUUUAAUUCUAUCAUACUUGGCCACAAAACUCCUUCUGACCCAGCUGAUUUCCCCUCUCUUGCUACUUCAGCUUCCAAGACAAACGAAGCUCGGUGGGUUCCUCCGCAAGGAGGAGUCCCAAUAUCACAGCAACCUCAAGAGUUGAGCAGUGAAGCAAACUUCCCCUCGCUACCUCCCUCGAAUAAGUCUGCACUUGGUUCUAAACGUGGAAGAGGGACGAAAUCGUGGGGAAAAGGGAAUAACCUCGGCCUGAAGGAUGAGACCAACUAUCCUCGCUUGGGCUCAACGAAGCCUCCACUGAUGGCAAACGGGCACGGACAGAACACGAAACUGAAUGUUUCUAGCGCCCACUCCGCUCCAGGGUCCAGAUCAGCAUCACCUCCUGUAGCGGCUCAAUCCAGUAUGGUGAAUGAGGAGAUAUCGACGAAACAGUCCCGAACUCCACCCCCAGAUUUGAGAACUAUACUUAACAUCCCACAGUCUAACUCUGCUUCUCAACGAGUGCUUUCUUCCGCGAAACCACCGCCUGAUUUUAAUUCUAUCAUUCUUGGCCAGAAAACCCUCACAACCGAAUCUGCUCCCACUUUGUCACAUUUCUCAAAUCCACCACCAGACAUUCAUUCUAUCAUCAUGGGUUACUCUCCUCCUGAGCAGUCUCCCAGCUAUGAUGUCCCGACUGAUAUUCCAGAAGUUUCCUCCAGGCUGAACCCUUCUGUUCCGGUGUUUAAACCAACCAAACAUGAGGAAAGUCCCAGAAAACCAAAUAGUAAAUUUUCAUCUAAAAUCAACCGAGCUUCCCAACAAACUGCUGCAGCAUCAUCUAAAAAGGAGCCAGCUGAACCACAUCCCUCUUUUGUGCCGCCGCCUGGCAUUACCUCCUCAGAACCAAGUCUUGAUUGCACCGAUCAAGUUAUCGGGAACGAAAAUGUGGGUCGGACGGAUAUGGUUAUGUCUCAGGGACCUCCAGGAAUGCCUCCCGGAAUAUCCGGACCUCCUGGAAUGUCCGGACCACCGGGAAUGUCCGGACCUCCAGGGAUGGCUCUCCAGAACCUAGCUGAAGCUUACAGCGACGUAACGCUCCCUCCAGGAAUCUCAUUAGUUAAACAGAGCGGAGCGACACCAAUUACACAAGGCCCUCCUGGUAUGAUCCAGCCUCCAGGAUUCAAGAAUCCUCCUCCAGGAAUCGGGACUCAGAUGAACUCUGGUGCUCCUACAAAACAUAAGGAAGCAACAUACAUGAGAGUUGAAAACGGAGAUUUGAGGAACAUUGGACUGAUGGAACACCUUCGAAAAACGCUCGGUCCUAUGCUGUUCGAAGAAUUUCAAAAGGCUGUUGAUGCAUUCAGAACUAACAACAUGGACGCCCCUUCAUUUAUCCGCAUCAGUAGGAUGUUCAUGGACGCGGCUGAAAGUAAUAGUAUUCUAGAAGAACUUGCUGUACUGAUGCCAGACAUUCAGCGACAAAAUGCUCUAUACAAGGGUCUGGGACAACCACCAAAUCUUAUACCUUGCUCACAGUGCAGACAAGUUGUCAAGAGAGACGAACUUGCCCAUCACACCGGACUGCAUUCACUUUCAAUCGAUCCUCACGGAUUAAGGACAAAGAUUCACCAUGAUGUCUAAAGUUAUUUUUAUGUUUUCCUAAGUCAUUAAUUCAAUCAUGGUUCCUAAUAGCACUGAUUUUUUCCGUUUUGAUGUUUUAUUUGAUAUGAUAGAAGGGAAUUAAUG